AUGACGUCCUCUGAUAUCCCAAACCACCCUCCCUCCCGUUCCCUACGCGGUCGUGUCGCCAUCGUCACUGGAGCCGGCUGUGCGGACUCGGGAAUUGGCAACGGACGGGCCAUAUCUAUCCUCUUAGCCGACGACGGCUGCGAUGUUGUCUGCCUCGAUAUGAACCUCGACUGGGCGAACAAGACGGUAGAGAUGGUCAAGACAAAGCCAGGCCGCGGUACAGCCAUUGCCACCCAGGGCGACGUCACAAAACAGGCCGACUGCGACGCCGCCGUGCAGCUCGCUCUGGACAAGUUCGGCCGGUUGGAUAUCCUAGUAAACAACGUCGGCGUGGGCGGCGCGCCGGGGACGGCGGUCGAGGUCGACUUGGAAAAGUUUGCUGAGGGGCUUGAGGUCAACGUGUCGAGCAUGGUCAGGAUGGCCAAGGCUGCCAUCCCCGCCAUGGUACGCGACAAAGACGACAUGGAGAUCAAGGGCAGCAUAGUAAACAUGGGCUCCGUCGCGGGGAUACGCGGGGGCACUCCACACCUGCUAUACCCUACCAGUAAAGGUGCCGUUGUCAACAUGACGAGGGCCAUGGCGGCUCAUCACGCUAAGGAUGGUAUUCGCGUGAACUGCGUGUGUCCUGGGAUGCUAUACACUCCAAUGAUGUAUGCAGGUGGGAUGAGCGAGGAGAUUAGAGAGGCCCGCAAGGGGAGGAGUCUACUUGGUACUGAGGGUACCGGUUGGGAUACAGCAUGCGCAGUUGUGUUUCUUGCGUCGGAUCAUUCUAGAUGGAUUACGGGUGCCAUUUUACCCGUGGAUGCAGGGACAACCUCUGCGACUUCUAUAACGUUGCCCAAAGGAGCAAGCGUUAAUGGCUAA
Molecule: messenger RNA, 864 nt
Organism: Pyricularia grisea
Lineage: Eukaryota; Fungi; Ascomycota; Sordariomycetes; Magnaporthales; Pyriculariaceae
Exons: 2
Coding region: 1-864 (287 amino acids)
Molecular function (GO): oxidoreductase activity
Source: RefSeq, a predicted model, not a curated record